This is a messenger RNA of Pocillopora meandrina, 6463 nucleotides long. The record is from the annotation of a GenBank genome assembly. Lineage: Eukaryota; Metazoa; Cnidaria; Anthozoa; Scleractinia; Pocilloporidae.
AUGGAAAACCAAGGAUAUAAAAAACUCUCUACCCAUGAAGUUGAGGAAUCCAGAGAGUCCUUUUUGUCUCUUCUCUUCUUCCAUCAGAUGAGUGAUGUUUUCAAGACGGGCAAUAAGCGAAAUUUAGACGAGAAGGACUUUCUACCUCUUUUAGAGGAACACACUUCAUUAUCAACCACUAAAAAGCUUCAAAAGGAAUGGAACAGUGAAAUUACAAAGAGCCAAGAAAGUGGUAGAAGACCGAAACUUUGGAGAAGCAUUAUAAAAACUAUCACUGUUCGGGAAGUGGCUAUUAUUAUUUUUGCAGAAGCUUUAAAUUUUAUAAACCGUAUGAUUCAACCUCUGCUUCUUGCAUAUCUAAUCUCAGCACUGACCUCAGAUGAUCACCAUUACACUCUUAUGACCUACGGAGUUGCCAUAGCAAUGGGCAUUAGUCCUCUGAUAGGUUCCUUUGGACUCCAUCAUCGGGCAUAUUGCAGCGAACUGUUUGGAAUAAAAGUCAGCAGCGCCCUUAAAGGUCUCGUUUACAUCAAGGUAAGCACCUGAGAGGAGUUAUUUUGUCUUCCUCUGUACAGUGAGUUUGUUUGAGUGAUCAAAAGUAACAGGAAUGUAAAAGAACCAGGGGUGGAAAUCUGUAUACCCACCGAAUCAUGCACGUACUUCUAGGGUAUGUAAUAGAACAGGCAACAACUGUACGAGACACGUAGAUAAGACAGGAAAGCUGCGACAAGUAAGUGUUUAGCUAAGAAGAAUUACAACCCUCUUACUCUGGAAAAUCCAAGAUGAGGACCAUUCCUCGCAACUUUAACUACCAGAGAGUUUUCUACUUCUUCAUAAUCUGAGAUUGUCAUAUAAUUGCUUGCUCAUAAUUUCUUUAAUUUCAGACUCUCCUUCUCAGCAAGGAUACCUUGGUGAACGUUUCAACUGGUCGGGUGAUUGACCUUAUAUCAAACGAUGUUCAGAGGAUGGUAGAAGCGCCCUUUUGGUUUUUCCCCUUAGCUUAUGUAUGGCUGGACAUUUUCUUGGCUUCGUUUAUCCUUGCCUUCUUUAUUGGCUGGCAGGCCGUCUUGGGAGUGAUUUUCUUAUGUGUUCUUGUGCCAUAUUACGCCGAGCUUUCCAGUAUGAACGCCCUAAUGCGCCAGCGAACCGCAGCGGAGACUGAUCAGCGACUUUCCCUGAUAACUGAAGUGGUUUCCGGGAUCCGCACGAUAAAAGCAUUUGCGAAUGAGAAUGGUUACCGCGAGAAAAUACGGGGCAAAAGGAGGUAUUGGGAAUCAUUGUAAAAUCAUCGUUAAAACUGCUUCAAACUUUAUCUUUUCGUUCCAACGCAAUCUGAAUAUUGAUCUUAACUAAAAAGUUAAAAAAAAUUGUGAUUUGUGAUUUUUGGAAAAUUUUCUCGUUUCGAAAUAGAAUACAGCACAUGUUUUACCUGCAAUGGGAACAGAACAGAUAUCACUAAGGGCUAGUUGUCAACACUGACCAACCCUCACUCGUAGAUGAAACACACUGAUAGAAACAUUACACCCUUCCUCGGUGGCUAACCAUCGAAUAUCCUCUUUUCGUAAUUUGUGCGGCCGAGACAUUCGAAAAUACUUAACACUAAAUUAGGCAGGGUUUCUUUGACUCAACCGUUGAGUGUUUUUUUGUUACCGAUAGACAUCUUCUGCAAUGCUCCUCUGUCAGCUCGUUUCUAUCUAAUACCGCUUUCCAAUCAAAAGUUCGCGCUUUAGGCCCGGUUUAUAUCCUUUUUCCCUAGCAAACGUAAAUCAUUUCUAUUAACAAGGAGCAUCUUUACACUUUACUUACAGACAAGAGAUUGGUAUCAUACGCAAGAACACUACAGUGCUGUCUUGCAUUGCUACUCUGGAGUACACUGCUGCCCCAAUAGCGACCCUGCUGUCUGUCAUCUCUCUCAUGUUAACCGGCCAGCCUCUCACGCCCAGUGUGGUCUUCCUGAUCCUUUCUUACAUUAACGUCCUCAAGCGAAGUGUCUGUAUUGAAUUAGCCCAAGGUUUCUUGAAAACUUAUGAAGUUUACGUCUCCCUCAGUAGGAUAGAAGACUACCUUCUUCUUGAAAACCUGCCUCCGAUUUCUUCUAACAGGUUCUCUAAGAAGAAAGGGUAUGUAGAAAAAAGCCCAGUCAUUAUGGGGAACCCGCAGAAUAGUUUAGUGGAUUUCACAGAAGCCAUAUAUGAUAAAAAAAGUGAUAGCCAAAAUGACCGUGGAACACAGGAAAAUUUGCGUGUUUCGAGUUUAACGCACAAACAAACGAAAAGGAAGGAUACAUUCAUAUUACAAGAUGUGGAGUUCGACACCACGCUAAAGAGUUUCACAGCGGUCACUGGAGCAGUUGGCAGCGGAAAAUCUAGUCUACUCUCGGCAAUCGCUGGCGAGUUGUCAAACGUGAGUGGAACAAUUUCUUUUGGUGGAACGUUCGUCUAUGUACCCCAGAAAGCUUGGGUCUUCUCUGGAACUAUCAGAGAAAACAUUUUAUUCGGUCAGCCUUACGAUGAGAUCAGGUAUGCUAGGACAACUGAGGUUUGCGCCCUUGUAGAAGACAUUCGGAAGUUUCCUAAAGGUGACCAAACAUUUGUUGGUGAGCGAGGUGCCACUCUAAGUGGAGGUCAGCGUGCAAGAAUUAGUUUGGCACGGGCGAUAUACUUAGAUGUAGAUUUGUACUUGUUAGAUGAUCCGCUAAGUGCAGUGGAUUUGAGAGUUGGCCAACACAUCAUGAAAAAUUGCAUCAAGGGGCUGUUAGGCAACAAAACACGAUUGAUAGCUGCUCACCAAGAGGAACACUUAAAAGAAGCCGACCAAGUGAUUGUGCUGUACCGAGGUAAAUUACUUGGAAAGGGUAAAUUUUCGGAGCUUCAAGAAAGAUGUAUUCUAAAUGAAAGCACUGGUACACAGUUGAACAAUGAUCCGAAAGAACUAAAGUCCGACAGCGGUAAUAUAGAAAAGAGCAAAAAGGGAGAGGAAGGAAUGGUGCAACUAGCCAGUAGAGGAAAGGAGAUGGAGAUUUCUGAGGAAGAUCGCUUUAGUGGAAAUGUGUCAUCCAAGCUGUACUGGAGCUACUUUAGAAGCGGAAUUAGUAACUUAUCAAUCAUUGCAACUAUUUUUUUGUUUCUUGUUGCCCAAGGUAAGCCAGUUCAGCCAGUUUUGUCUUUCGAAAAAGCAAGCUUAGCGUAUGUUUAUUGAAGAGUGCAGCCUUGUACCUAUCCUUCUUAGGGGUCAAAAAAUGUAUUGUGAUUAAGUAAAUAUUAAAACUUAAUUCUUAAAGAGCCAUUUUGAUCCCAAUCGAGAAUGUAUUACAUCAAAGCUACUCGAUCUGGCUUCAAACUAUUCUUCCAUUUUAAACAUUAUGAAGUAUAUAAUUACCUAUUAGGUAAUCAACUGAAAUUUCGUAAGAUAAUAGUCUCACUAUUUCUUUCCCAGGAAUUCUUGUGGCUCCUAAUGUCUGGCUCGCGUUUUUGGUGAAGAGACCACCAGGAGAGCAGCGAUACAAGAGCACACUUAUCAUUUAUGGUUGUUUAGUUUUUGCGUCUGUCAUUUUUAUCCACGUAAGAGCAGUUGUGUUCUUGUUAGUGAGCUUGAAAUGUACUGAAAGACUUCAUGACAAUAUGGUGAUAGCUGUCCUGCGAGCGCCAGUUCUUUUCUUUGAUUCUAAUCCAUUGGGUAGAAUUCUCAACAGAUUCUCCGAGGACAUUGGAUGCAUGGAUGAAAUACUUCCCCAAAGGUUUCUACUCUCGAUACAGCUGUCGCUGCUACUUUUGACCACAUUUACUCUACCAAUCGUCGCAAAUCCCUGGCUUCUGAUCGUCUUUUUACCGGUUGCUGUCCUGGUCGGUUUUAUCACGAGAUAUUACCUAAAGACAUCUAGAGACCUGAAAAGAUUAGAGGUAGCAUCUCGUAGUCCGGUCUUGUCUCAUUUAGCGGAAACUAUGAAUGGUGUGGAUACUAUUCGAACAAGAAGCAGGCAGAGAGCUUUCGAGGAUAAGUUUCACAGGUACAUGUUUAAUAUGUUUUGGUACAUGUUGCAGAUACAUUUCAGAUAUUCAUGUCAGUCUUGUCGAGCAAUGGAACGGGGGAACGGUGUUCCUAAGUCUCAGGAUGGGUGCCGCCUGCAGCGAGGUUUUCUUUAAAAAAAAAGAGAAAUUGAUAAAAAUGAAAUAGAUAAUUUAAAAAAAUUUAUGGACUGAAAAGAAUGCAUAGGGUAGACUGAAAAAAACAUACCAUAAAAACAAAAAGGAUUAAAAACCCCGGCCGAUAAAUGACAUCCCGCGGGCGCAGAUAAGGAAAAUUCCCUCCAUGAAACAUUUCAAACUAUUAACAAAAUAAAUUGUACCUCCUUAAAGUUUGAUUUUUUUUUGUUUCUGAUUUUUUUUAGUUCGCUCCCAAUUUCAUGUAAUGUAUAUUUAACAUUGCCAAGCUAGAGGGUUAGACACGAAAAAGUCGAUUUGAACCAAACUUUGUAUGCACUUGGGAUAGGGAGAUAUUAUUGACAUUAUUAUUACUAUUAUCAUUAUCACUAACUUUUUUCCCCAAAGGCAUCAAGAUCUCCACAAUCAGGCAAGUGUUAUGUGGAAACAAGGAGCUAGAUGGCUUUGUGUUCGCCUGAGUCUUUUGUCGUGCCUAUUAGUGACCGUAGUGGCUCUCGCAUCGAUAUUGAUGUCACAGGAUGCCGGUGAGUAAAAAUGUAAUCUUUUGGACUCGCAGGAAACCAGGUGUCAAACUUGGUCCACGUUCCAUAAUUCUCUUGAAUUAUAAAAUUCCAUAUGCACAUUGUAUUACCAGCCUCCUUUGCAAAGAUUUUUUGAAGGAAAAAUUGAUGUUACAGAAGGCAUAAACUGAAGAACGAUAAGAAAACGACAAGCAGCAACAACAACAACAACAAUGGUAUCCAGAUUUGAUAUAGAGGUGCGCCAUAGCACCUCAGAAGCUAAUCUUGUGUCAUUACCCUAAGGACGCAGGCGGCUGACAUUCAUUGAGGACAUACAGUAUUAGUUAAACUAUGCCUAAAUUCGCACAUAAUUUUGAUUGCUAAAUGCAGUAUAUUCAAUUCAGAACAAAAUUGCAAGUAAUGGUAUGGAAAGAGAUCCACUACUGCAAUAAUGGUGUUUAGGUUAAGAGCCUCUAACAAGUACAGAGGCAGGUUUCCUUGAUCUUGACCACCCAAGCAAGGGUUAUUUGUUGUAUAAAUAAGAAAAAAAAAACCUUUCCUUGUUGGUGAGUCGACAGCCUUGGUCAGCUGUUAAGCAUUCUUCGUAAGAACAAUACCAUGUAACACCUGGUGGUUUUCUGAAUCAAUUAGUCAUCCUGAUAAUAUUCUGGGUUGUCAGCUAAUAUUGGCCCGAUUUUUCUUGCCAUUUUAGAGACGUUCUGUAAAAUAAGAUGCAGCUAUAAACCUUAAAGCAUUUAAUUUUUUUUACGCCAUUAUCCAUUGUAUAAAACCACAUACCAGAAGCAUCAAAAGACAAAAGCUAAUCUUUUAAUAGAGACGAAACUCAAAUAGAUCUAGAUUCAAAUCCAAAAUACAAUUAGAGCAUUUUUUUCUGAGGAGAUUAAUGUGUCGUUUCUUUUUGGCCUUUCAGCUUUUGCAGGACUAUCUCUUGCUUACAUCAUCCAGACUGUUGUCUUAACUGAACUUACUGUCAGAGAAUUAGCAAAUGUCGAGACUUAUAUGACGUCAGUCGAACAAGUGAUGGCAUACACCAAGAUUGAUCCUGAGCCCGGAUACAAACAGGAACGACUUCCACCGGCGCGAUGGCCAAGCGAAGGAAAUAUCACAUUCCAAGACUUUUCACUGACGUACUAUCCUGGCGGUCCGCAAGUGCUGAAGGGCAUCAAUCUGUCAAUUAAAGGAGGUGCAAAGAUCGGAGUGGCGGGACGUACAGGAGCCGGGAAAUCAUCAAUUGUUGCGGGUCUUAUGCGCAUGCCUGACCCAAACGGACAAGUAAUAGUUGACGGCAUUGGAUUGAAAGAUCUCAACAUACAGGCGGCUAGACGAUUCAUAUCCAUCCUUGGCCAAGACCCCGUCAUCUUUGGUGGUCCUUUGCGGAAAAAUCUUGAUUUCGAAGAGCGGUUCGAAGAUGCUGAUCUGUGGCGAGUGCUAGAGGAUGUGCAGCUAAGAGACUUUGUAGAAAGGCUCGAUGGACAGCUGAAUUAUGAGUUGUUAGAACAAGGGUCGAAUGUAAGUGUCGGAGAGCGGCAGCUGAUUUGUUUGGCCCGUGUGCUGCUGCAACGAAAUCAAAUCGUCAUCUUGGACGAGCCUACUGCGAACGUGGAUCCAGAUACAGAACAGACCAUUUGGAAGGUAGUACGCAAGAUGCUCAAAAACUCCACAGUCAUCAUUAUAGCACAUCGCCUGCACACUAUCCAGGACUGUGACAAGAUUCUUGUUUUCCAUAAUGGCGAGAUCUCCGAAUAUGACAGUUUGGACGAAGCUAGCAAGCACCUUACUUAG